Oncorhynchus masou masou (cherry salmon) is the source of this 13262-nucleotide messenger RNA. Its product is annotated as dynein axonemal heavy chain 6-like. Gene Ontology annotation, cellular component: dynein complex. The transcript has 75 exons. Gene Ontology annotation, molecular function: dynein intermediate chain binding; minus-end-directed microtubule motor activity; ATP hydrolysis activity. Gene Ontology annotation, biological process: microtubule-based movement. The coding region runs from base 1 to 12579 and encodes 4192 amino acids. Lineage: Eukaryota; Metazoa; Chordata; Actinopteri; Salmoniformes; Salmonidae. The record is from RefSeq and is a predicted model, not a curated record.
AUGUUCCAGCCCAGCAAGCAGGAGCCACUGUGUCUGAAAAGAGGGGUCAUUGAACCAAUUAAACACACGUGUGACGCCUCAAUGAUCCCCGACACAUGGAACUAUAAAGGAAAGAGAGUGAAAGACGUCCGCUUCGAUGCAAAAGAGCCUGACAAUGACUGUGUUGUGAGCCACAUAAUCAGAUUGAGAGGAAAACUGGGCUGGUCCACUGAGAUUCCUGACAGGAGAAUAGCAAAAGCAUGCCCACAGAACAUACAGGAAAUCCCUGAGGGGACUAAAAAGGAUCCUGGAGAGUAUGUGUACUGUCUGAUGAGGAACAGAGGUGACCCCAAGAUCCAGCCCAACCCCUAUGAUCUUCAGGUGGUUUCUGUACAGACAGCUAAACAGAGCUGUCAGUACUGGACCGUCAGCGCUUCAUGCAUAUUCAAGGCAGCAGAGGUCCACGGUGCAGAGAGACUGUUCCUCCCUCUGUCCUCUCAGUCGACCAACAGGCCGCUGUAUGCUGAGGUGGCUGAGUGGCGGAUCCUCUUGUGUCGCUUCAGCCACUUCCUCAACCUGAUAGACAGAAUGUUUGAAGAGAUGCUCUGUGUCUUGGUCAGAUCUGCAGUUCAACUCCUUCUGUUGUUCCUCCGAGAGUCCUCUAACACUAAUGGAGUGAAAGCGAGAAGACAAAAGACAAAUUCGCCCAGCAAACGAGUGAAGCUAACCAUCUAUCCCUGCCUUGAUGACUUCACACUGCACAUUCAACAGGUGCUACAAGGAUUUGAACAAGUCAUUGCCAAACAGACAUCCUUCAACCAAGACCCUAACCUCCUGGACUUGCACUCGCCCCCUGUGUUUGACCUGAAACUGUCUGUUGACGAGGAGCUGGAGAAGGAAAGAGACCAACAUCUCCGACCAUGGCCUGAGCUGGAGCUGUUACUGGGGACAGAUCCCGCUUUCCAGUCUGAUCUGUCAGACAUCCUCAGUACCGUCCAGCGAGGGAUGCAGGGAGUGGAGAAGCACUGUCAGAGGCUAGAGAAGUUCUGUGAUAUGGUGGAGACAGCCAUGUUGACUGACAUGGAUGGGUUCUUGGCCGGGGAGAAAUGGUCUCCCCAGGAUAUCAAGGCCAUCUUGGCGGUGCACACAGAGAGCGUCAGGCUGAUGAAAAGGAUAGAGACUGAGACCCGUGUCAACAUGAUCCUGGUCAGGUGUCACCAGUACCAGUCAAACUGCCUGCCCUACCCAGAGGCUCUCAUCUUUACCAUUCACUCCAUGCUCCCCUCCAUUGUAAAGAAGAAGAAUCUGGAACUGAUGGAGGUGAUCAGAGGAGCUCUUAAAAAGCUGGAUAAAGACAUUUUUACAGUGGAAGAGUUUGUUGAGCAUCUGACCUUCCUGAGUCGGAUAUCUGUGCAGAUUCCAACUCUGGAAAGACAGUAUCAGUUCCUCAUCCAGCUCUAUAGUAUGGCUAAAGAGUACCAGAUCACUAUCUCUCCUGAGGAGCUGGCUUUGUACCAGCACCUCGUCCCCAGCUUCCAGCAUCUCAAAUCCACUGUCAUGAUCUGUGAAACCAAGAGGGAUGACAACAUCUUCAAGUUCAGCGUUGAUCUGGGCAAACACUUAAAUCAACUCAGAUAUGAGCUUGUUCUGGUUAAAAUGAAGGUGAACAAUCCCAUCCUGCUUUGCUCCUAUACGUCUCCCAAAGUGGCCAAUGAGAUCCUCCAGGCUCUCUCGGAGGAGGUGGCCAUCUACUCCAAUAAGGCAUACAGCUACACUAGCUACGGAGAGCUCCUGAGAAACUCUUUUUCUAUGAAGAAGAUCUCCACUGUGGUCCGCAUGAAGCAGGGCCGUGGUUCUAACGCUGCCGAAGUGGAGGCAGAGCUGUCUGAGGUGGACUGUGCCCUGACGCUGAGGAAGAUGCUCUGGGGGAUGCAGAAGGAAUGGGAUAAACAGUACAGCCGUUGGAGAACCACCACCUUCGAGCUGCUCAAUGUGGACGAUCUGCAAAAUGAUGUCAGCCGCUUUACACAGACCAUCUACAUGUUAGAGAAAGGUUUACCUGAAAACAACAUAGUUCCCAUUCUGAAGCAGAAGGUGAUGGACUUCAAGCUUUGUCUGCCCAUCGUCCUGGCUCUCAGGAACCCUUAUCUCCGUCAGAGACACUGGGAAGACAUCCAGAGCUAUAUCGGACAAUUCUUCACCAAAGAGGAUAACUUCACCCUUGGAAACCUAUUAGACAUAAAGAUUCUUCAGCAAAGUGGUUUGAUAGGGGACAUCUCCACUACUGCCACCAAUGAGGCCACUUUAGAGAGCAUCUUGUACAAAGUGAUCGACCUGUGGAGGAACACAGACUUCCGUCUGAUCACCCACCAGUCUGACGCAUCCACGGUGAAAAUCAUCGCCUCGGCAGACGACGUCAUGGCACAGCUGGAAGAGAGUCAGACCACUAUCAUGAGCAUCAAGACAUCCCGCUACGCUGAGCCUAUCAAGUAUCUGAUAGAUGAAUGGGAGAGGAAGCUGAACCAGUUCUCACAUACUCUGGAGGAGUGGGUCAUGUGUCAGAAGAGAUGGCUCUACCUGGAGCCUAUCUUCUCUGCUGGAGGGAUUCAGAGACAGCUCCCAGCGGAGGCCAAGGUGUUCCUGCAGGUGGAUCAAUCAUGGAAGGAGAUCAUGAGGAGGACAGAUGACAGGCCUAAUGCCCUGAGAGCAGCUACCGCCCCUGGGGUCCUGGAGAUGCUGCAGGCUGGCAACGUCCACCUGGAAAAAAUACAGAAGUGUCUGGAGGAUUAUUUUGAAUCCAAAAGAUCAGUUUUCGCAAGAUUCUACUUCCUCAGCAAUGAGGAACUGCUGGAUGUUCUGUCACAGAGCAAAAAUCCCAACGCCAUUCAGCCUCAUCUUGUAAAAUGCUUCAGCAACAUCCGUCACCUGAACAUCCAGGAACAUGCUAGGAUUCACCAUGUGGUGGCAAGCAUACGUUCAGCCGAGGGUGAAACUGUGACCAUGCCAAAUAAUGUUCAAAUACGUGGGCCAGUGGAGCAAUGGAUGGGAAAUGUGGAAACAGCCAUGUACAACACAGUGAAAAGGCGCUUGAAGAUAGGAGUGUCAGAAUGGAAUCCUCAGAACUUUAAGAAAUGGGUCCUCUCUCACCCCGGACAGGUCGUUCUCACCGUGACCCAGAUCAUGUUCACUAAGGACUGCCAGGAAAGCUUCAGCAGUGAGAGGCAGCUGGAGAGCAUGGUGGUGGUGAAGCAGCAGGUGAUCCACAAUGUGGAGGAGCUGGCUGACCUUGUGUCCGAGCCCCUGCCCUGUCACCAGCAGGCCACCCUAGAGGCCCUGCUCACAAUCCUGGUUCACUGUAGAGACAUCCUCAGCCAUCUCCUCCAGAACCGCAUCACCACUGUCGACGACUUCGAGUGGACAAGGCAGCUUCAAUAUGUCUGGUAUGACAGCACCUCUCUGUGUUACGUGGUCCAUGCCCAGGCUUCCUUCAUGUAUGGCUACGAGUACCUGGGCUGUUCUCCUCGACUGGUCAUCACGCCGCUCACUGACCGAUGCUGGCUGACCCUCACCGGGGCCUUGAGCCUCCAUCUGGGGGGGGCGCCCGCCGGACCCUCUGGAACAGGCAAGACAGAGACGGUCAAGGACCUGGCCAAGGCGCUUGGAAAGUUCUGUUUAGUACUGAACUGCUCUGACAGUCUAGACUAUAAGAUGAUGGGGAAGCUGUUCUCUGGCAUGGUGCAGUCUGGUUCCUGGUGUUGUUUUGAUGAGUUUAACUGUAUCAACGUAGAGGUGUUGUCAGUCAUCGCUGCUCAGCUUCAGUCCAUUAAGGCUGCCAUGCAUAGUCACAGUUUACGGUUUAUGUUCGAGGGAAGAGAUAUCCGACUGAACGCCACAUGUGGAUUCUUCAUCACCAUGAAUCCAGGUUGCAAAGGUCGAGUGGAUCUCCCUGACAACCUAAAGUCCCUGUUCCGGCCUGUCUCUAUGAUGGUACCUGACUUUGACCUGAUUGCUGAGAUCAUGUUGUUCUCUGAGGGCUUCAAAUCAGCCAAAUCACUGUCCAGGAAGAUCGUCAACCUCUACCAGCUCGCCAGCAAGCAGCUGUCUCAGCAGGACCAUUAUGAUUUUGGAAUGAGAGCCAUAAAGUCAGUGCUAGUUCUCGCUGGUCAGAAGAGAAGAUUCGCAGCGCUGUCGUGUGGCCUGACACCAGAGGACGAAUGCUGCGUUCUGAUCUGUGCUUUACAAAACUCUAACUUACCCAAGCUGGUUCCUGAGGACGUUCCUCUGUUUAAAAGCAUCAUGCAGGAUCACUUCCCUGGCGUCGUCAAUCCCAAAACUAUCCAUCCUCAACUAGAGAUCGCCAUAGCUAAGGCUACAGAGAUUCUUGGAUUUCAACAAUGGCCAAAUCAAGCCGAGAAGGUUACACAGCUGUAUAGCCAGAUUUUGGCUCGAGGAGGGGUGAUGUUGAUUGGUCCUACCGGAGGAGGGAAGACAACAGUGAGACUCAUCCUGCAGCAUGCUCUACACCUGCUGCCCUCUCUGUCUGAAGUCCACAGGAGGACCAACGUCUUUAUGGAGUUGGCACCGAGUUCAGAGGUCCACGUGGAAAGCUUCACCAUCAACCCCAAGUGUGUGAGCUUUGGAGAGUUGUAUGGUCAGGUAGACCCCAACACUCUGGAGUGGUCAGACGGCCUGUUCGCUUCUGCAGUCAGAACCUACGCUAAAGAUAUGGUUGACAACUGGCGUUGGAUCAUAAUGGAUGGCCCAGUGGAUAUCCUGUGGGUGGAGAACCUGAACACUGUGUUGGACGACAACAGGACGCUGUGCCUGGUGAACGGAGAGAGGAUCAGCCUGCCAGAUGGCAUUAGGUUCCUGUUUGAAGUGGAUACUCUCAGCCAGGCCACCCCCGCUACCAUCAGCCGCUGUGCCAUGGUCUACAUGGAUCCAGUUGACCUGGGCUGGAAGCCGUAUGUGAGGCGCUGGCUGUCCCAGCUGCCCAGACAGCUGAGCAGAGAGGGAAGGAACCACAUCCAGCAGCUCUUUGACAACAGCAUCACCCAGGGGCUGAACUUUGUUAAGAAGCACCAGAAGCUGCUCAACUUCCAGAUCCCAGAGAUGUCCACAGUCAUGACCGUCUGCAGCAUCCUGGGGGCUCUCAUUAACUUCAUGCAGGGGAAUGGUGGCCUGGGACUAAAUCUUGAGACAUUGUCAGAGGAAGACAUUGGGAAGACCUCUGCAGACAAUGAGUUCACAGGAAAAGGGGAGGAUAACAAAUGGUUUCUCCAGAAAAACCCAGAAAAACUCACGAUUCUUCUUGGGAAGCUGUUUGUCUUUUCAUACGCCUGGGCAGUGGGAGGAGUCCUAAACCAUGUAGAUGACUAUGAUGAUUCCCCAUCUGCUACUAAAGACAAAAGCUGUCACCUCGUCAAUGUUGCACACGCAUUCAAAAACCUGAUCCACAAGUUGUUUGAAGGCGCACCUUGCGGUGUGUCUUUACCGGCGGGGAAUCGUAUGAUCUUCAACUACUUUGUGGAUCUACAGACAGGUGCCUUCGUUCCCUGGGAUGAGUUGGUUCCUAGCACCGAGAGUCUUAUACGCAAAGGUCUGCUCACACCUUUACCCUCUCUGUUGGGAGGAGCCCUGGGAGAGUCUAACACAACAGAUACCACCAGCUUUCUGAGAUCAGGCCCCAUCUGCAGCAAUGAUACUGUCCGCUACUCCUUUCUAAUGAGCCUGCUGCUGCUCAACAAACAACCAGUACUUCUCACAGGGGAUUCUGGAGUUGGAAAAACCAUUCUCAUCCAAAGCAUUCUAAAGAAACUACAGAGAGACGGAGGAGAAAUGGUGAAUCAAAGGACUAUGCUGGGACAAGUCUUUCUGCACAACCAAUCCAAGACAGCCAGCCUGCUGGAGGAUGUUAACCUGCUGACAGCUGUGUUUGGGGGAGAUGCAGAUAAGUCUACAGACGGUGAUUCAUUAAGUGGCUUGUUAAGCAGCAUGCCGUUUGGAGUGUUGCACAGGAUGCGUAGUCCCAGCUAUACCUCAGAAUCCCCAGGAAUCCUGACCUGCACCCUCCAGUGCACUGCUCGUACAACCACUGCCUACAUACAGGCACACAUGUUACAAAACCUCGUCAAGAAAGGCAAAAAUAACCUUGGUGCACCCAAAAAUAAGUCUGUCUUGGUGUUUGUAGAUGAUUUGAACAUGCCAACACUUGAUAGUUAUGGCGCCCAGCCUUCCAUGGAGUUUAUUCGCCAGUUCAUCGAGCUCCAGGGAGUAUUUGAUGCCAAGACUCUCACCUGGAAGGGCAUCCAGGAUGUGACUCUGUGUGCAGCCUGUGCCCCUCCGGGUGGGGGCCGUCAGAACCUCAGCCCCCGUCUGCUAAGACACUUCUCUGUCCUGCUGCUGCCACACCCCUCUAGCAACACCAUGCAACACAUCUUCCAGGUCCAACUCGGGAAGUUCUUUGGUAUCAGAGAUUUCUCCAAGGAGGUGCGUAAAUGCAGAGAGGCCUUGGUGUCUGCCUCCAUCACUGUCUACAAUGAGAUGUGUCAACGCAUGAUGCCCACUCCAGCCAAAUACCACUACACAUUUAACCUCCGAGACCUGUCCAAGGUGGUCCAGGGACUGAUGCAGGCCAGCGACUCUGAGCUAAACUCAGAGGAGGCUGCAGCCUACCUGUUUUCCCACGAGACCUCCAGAGUGUUCCACGACCGCCUGGUCAACGAGCAGGACAGAGAACUGUUCUUUCAGAUACUGUCCAACGAGCUGCACAGUUACUUCAAGGUGUCCUGGCCACCAGAGGAGCUGAUGAGAGAACCCAUAGCAUUCGGAGACUUCCUGGAUAUGAGCAUCCCAACUGCUUCAAGGAUCUAUAAGCACCUACCAGAGUUGAAGAAGAUCCAGGCUGUACUGGAGGAGUGUCACGCUAGUCAUGGAAGGAAAGCCUCUCAGUUCCCCAUGGUGUUUUUCAGGGAGGCAGUGGAACACAUCACUAGAGCCGCCCGGGUUUUCAGAUUGAAGGGAGCACACAUGAUGCUGAUUGGACUGGAUGGCACAGGGAAGGAGGAAUGUGUGACUCUGGCCUGUCAUGUGUCUGGAAGCCAUCUCUACAGGCUGUCUGUCUGCCGGAACUGCAGCUACUCAGACUUCAGAGAUGACCUCAAGAGGGUGUUCAGACUGGCCGGGAUCCAACGUAAAAACACUGUGCUGCUCAUCACUGACUCAGACAUUGUCAAGGAGUCAGUCCUUGAGGAUCUGAACUGCAUUCUGAAAUAUGGUGAUGUCCCUGGCCUGUUUGACAACGAUGAGAUUGAUUCAAUCACUGUGGAUCUCAAGUCAUCCAUGGAGAGCUCUAUCGGUGAAAAUAGAGAGGAGAUGUACUCUUAUUUCAUAGAGCAAGUUCAUCAGAGACUACACAUCGUCCUGGCCCUGAGCCCUGCUGGGAUGCGUCUGAGACAGUACUGUUGGGCCCACCCGGCCCUGCUCUCCUGUUGUAACAUAGACUGGUACAGUGAGUGGUCUAAAGAUGCUCUGCUGCAGGUAGCCAACAGCACCAUCAACUCUGACCACUUUGACUGGCUCGGACAGGUCCUGCAGAACAAGGUAGCCAGAGUGUGUGUGGAUAUCCACCAGAGCUCAACCCAGAUGGCUGCUCAGUAUCUGCAGGAGAUGAGAAGGCCCUACUACAUAGUCCCCAGCACUUUCAUCGAGUACAUAGACACCUUCACCAAGAUGUGUCAUUCAGAGGGGUCUAAGCUCCAUAAUGUCAGAGAUCGUUUUAGUAACGGACUCUCUAUAUUAUCUGAGGCAACAUCUCUAGUCACUGUCAUGCAAGAUGAACUUCUAGCUCUAGGCCCACAGAUAGAGGAGAAGUCAAAGGAAAUAGAGAUAUUGAUGGGAAAACUGAAAGAGGAUUCUCAAGCUGUGGAACAAGUCCGAGCCAUCGUCAAAAUCGAAGAAGACAUGAUGGUGCAAGAAACACGGAUCGUUCAUGAAUAUGCAGAGGAUGCCACGGCAGAUUUGAAUAAAGUUUUGCCUCUGCUGGAGAAAGCAGUUUCAGCUUUAGAUGCUCUGCAAAAGAGCGACAUUUCAGAAAUAAGAGUAUACACCAAGCCUCCAGAACUGGUCCUGACAGUGAUGCAUGCAGUCUGCAUCCUGCUACAGCAGAGGCCUGACUGGACUACAGCUAAACAGCUGCUAGGAGACCCUGGCUUCCUCAAGAGACUGGUCAGCCUGGACAAAGACAGCCUGCCAGAGAAGGUGUUUCUGAAGUUGAGGAGGUAUUCUAAGUGUCCUGACUUUAACCCUGCCAAGGUGGGCAUGGUGUCUAUAGCCUGUCGUUCUAUGUGCCUCUGGGUGCUGGCUUUGGAGCACUACCAUGAAGUCUACAAGAUAAUUGAGCCCAAACGGAACAAAGUCAACGUGGCCCAAGCAGCAUUGGUGAAAUCAGAAUCGAAUCUGAUGAAAAAACAGAAAAGACUAUCGAAGAUCGAGGAGCAUCAGAAAGCUUUGGAGGACCGCUACGAUGCCAGUGUGUCUGAGAGACAGGACCUGGGGAGACGUAAAGAGAGGACCAUGAACAGAGUGCAGAGAGCUGCUUCACUCAUAUCAGCCAUGUCUAAUGAAAAGGAUCGCUGGGAGAAGGCAGUGUGUGACCUGGACAACAAGCUGCAGCACAUAGUGGGUGACGUCAUGGUUUCCUCAGCAUUCAUCACGUACUGUGGACCUCUGACAGCCGACUACCGUAAAGCCAUGGUGAAGAAGUGGCUGGACUUCUGCCACAACAUGGAGAUCCCUGUCUCUCCUCAGUACACCUUCACCUCAGCCAUGACCGAGAAGAACCAGGUGAGACACUGGCAGAACACAGGCCUGCCACCAGAUCAGAACUCCACAGAGAAUGCUUUGAUCGUGAAGAACGGUCCCCACUGGCCCCUGCUGAUCGACCCCCAGGGCCAGGCCACCAGGUGGAUAAGCUCUAUGGAGGGGGUCAGGCUCAGGAAGAUGCUGGCCUCAGACCCCAACUAUAUGAAGACAGUGGAGAGGGCCAUUCGCAUGGGGGACGCUGUCCUUAUUCAGGAUGUUCUUGAGAACAUAGAUCCCUGUCUUCAGCCAAUCCUGAUCAAGAACCUUACAAUACGAGACGGUCAAUCAUUCAUCAAUAUUGGAGACACUGAAAUUGAGUACAAUCCCAACUUUAGGCUCUACCUGGCCACCUGUCUGCCCAACCCCCACUUCCUCCCGGCAGUGUGUGUCCUGGUGAAGCUGAUCAACUUCUCGGUAGAGUACGAGUGUCUGCAGGAGCAGCUGCUGUCCAGCGCGGUGUCUCUGUAUCAGCCGGAGCUAGAGCUGCACCACAACCAGCUCCUGCACACUAUUACUGCUGACCUGUUCAGCCUUCACGAGCUGGAGAACAGGUCCCUGCUGCUGCUGCAGGACACCCAGGGACACAUAUUGGACGACCAGGACCUCGUUGAUAACCUGAAAAAGUCCAAGGUCACCUCCAAUGAGAUCUCCGUGCGAGUUGAAACGGCUAAGGACAAGGAGAAGGAGAUCGACGAGGUCCGCAAGAAGUACCUCCCUAUCGCUAACCGUGGUGCAGACCUGUAUUUUGUCCUGGCCGACCUCACCCAGAUCAACUACAUGUACCAGUUCUCCCUGGACUGGUUCAAUGACAUGUAUGUGAAAGCUUUGCAGGUGGCUACGGAAGGCCAGGAGUGGCCCACCCUGGACGUGUCCAUGCCUGUGAUGGGCACCCUGUGCCCGGCUGGAGCUAAAAUCCUGAGGAGGGCUGUGGUGGUACCUGGAACAUGUGCUCCCAACAUGGGGGACUUUAACCUUCGUCUCCUCAAGAUGAUGAACGCCAUCACUGAGAGUAUAUACAAGGAAGUGUCCCUGGCCCUGUUUGUGGACCACCAGGUGGUUUUCUCCUUCCUGAUGUGUUGUAACAUCAUGAAGACCAACAAGCACAACAUGAUAGUGGGAAGCACUGAGUUCCUGCCUGCUGAAGAGUGGAAGAUAUUCCUACACUCUGCUGUGCUGGCCAGCAUGAUGGACUCAAAGAGAGCCGAACAGGAGGAAGGGGAGCUCCUGGGCGAGCGUCCGGACCACCCGUGGCUGACAGACAGCAUGUGGGCACAGUGCCAGUACCUGUGUGCCCACCUGCCCUGCUUCGCCACCCUCUACAAGUCCAUCCAGACCAACCGUUUGCAGUGGGAAAUGUUCCAGCAAGCUAGGAACCUCUAUGACUUCCUCAGUGAGCCCUACACUGGACACGCUGGUUCUGGUACUGAAGGAGAGUCAUCCCAGUCAGCAGCAGCCUCGAAGGACAGGCAUCUCACCAAGUGUGUCCACAUCUUCCCCUGGGAGAGCCUCUCAGGCUUCCAGAAGAUCAUCUUGGUGAAGAUCCUGAGGCCUGAGUGUCUGAACACGGCAGUGAAAGCCUUUGUCAUAGAGAAGAUGGGUUCUAAGUACCUGGAGGUUGGAAAGAUCUCCCUGAGAGAGGUGUAUGAGCGCUGCUCUGCCAACGUGCCCAUCGUAUUCCUCCUUUCCCCUGGCAUGGACCCAGCUUCCCUCCUGGUGCGUCUGGCCCAGGAGCUGAGGGGUAGCAGCCUGCACCUGGACAUGGUGUCUCUGGGUCAGGGUCAGGGCCCCAGGGCAGAGGAGCUCAUUUACAAGGCCCAGGUCCUCAAGGGCCGCUGGGUCUUCCUGCAGAACUGCCACCUGGCCGCCUCCUUCAUGCCCAGACUGCAGACUGUCGUCAACUCGUUGAAGUGGAAAGGCUCAGACCUGGACCCUCACUUCCGUCUGUGGCUGUCCUCUAAACCAGACCCAGUGUUCCCUGCCUCCAUCCUGCAGAGAGCCAUUAAGGUCACUGUGGAGCCUCCUCGAGGUCUGAAGGAGAAGCUCCUCCACACCUUCAGUCCCAGUGGAGAGGUGACCGAGAGGAGCUUCUGUAAAAUGGACUGCAGCCCAGCCUGGAAGACUUUGCUCUUCAGCCUCUGCUUCUUCAACGCCAUCGUGCAGGAGAGAAAGAAGUACGGCCCUCUGGGGUGGAACAUACCCUACACCUUUACAUCUUCUGACCUGGAGGUGUCCAUGCUGAACCAGGAGAGUCUCCUGCGGGCUGCGGAAGGUUCCGAGCUGCCAUGGGCGGCCCUACGCUACCUGACGGGUGAGGUGAUCUACGGAGGGCGUGUCACCGACCCCUGGGACCGCCGCUGCCUGCUUACCAUUCUCCACCGCUGCUAUACCCCCUCAGUCCUGCAGGACGGACACAGCUUCUGUCAGGCUCAGGGCUACCCUCCCUUCCCUAAAGACGCCAGCUGGCCCCAGUGUAGAGCCUACAUAGAGAACAUGCCCGACAAGGACCUGGCAGAGGUGUUUGGCAUCGACAGCAGUGCAGAGACGGUGAUACUGCAGAACCAGACCCAGCAGUUGCUGCACACUAUCGUCAACAUGCAGCCCAGGCUCUCUGAUAGCAGCCUGCUAGUCAGAGACAGACAGUGCCAAGAUGGCGUAGUUCUGAGGAUGGCCAUGAACAUCCUGAAGAAACUACCAGAGACAGUGGAGGUUGAUCGUGUCACAGAGAAAACACUAUUCCUCAGAGACAUCAUCGCCAAAGUCAACUUUGUAGAAUCAUCUUCAUCUGACCAGGGUGAGAGAUGCACAGCCUCGGCCUCCUCUGCCCUGCUGGUGAUCCUGCGACAGGAGAUUGACCGGUUUAACUACCUCCUCUGUGUGGUGCGCUCCAGCCUCCUUUCCUUCUCUGCCUCCAUCAGAGGAGAGGUGCUGAUGAGUGAGGCUCUGGCGGAGGUCUACACUGCCCUGCUCACCAUGAUCGUACCAUCAGACUGGAAGCACUGCUCGUACGAGUCGUGCAUGACUCUGGGUUCUUGGAUCCAGGACCUGGAACAGAGAGUGUGGUUCUUCAGAGCCUGGGCAGACAACAUCAAGAUCAACCUUAUAGAAAAGAUACCUAUUAUUAGUGGAGGAGUAUACUCUCUGAACCGUCCACCUAAGACUGACCUGCAGCAGAGCCUCAAGAACAGGAAGCCUCGCUCAUACUGGCUCUCUGGGUUCUUCUUUCCACAAGGUUUUCUGACAGCUGUUCUCCAGAACAGUGCUCGACAGAAGAACGUGCCUGUAGACUCUCUGUCUUUCACCUAUCAUGUUCAACCCGUGGAUGAGAGCUCCAGCAACUGGAGCAAAGUGGCAGACAAAACUAAACUCCUUUUUGAGGGCCCAGCUCCACCAGAUGAGGGCGUGUUGGUGUAUGGGCUGUACCUUGACGGAGCCAGCUGGGACCCUGUCUCCCACACCCUGCAGGAGCUUCAGCACAACAUCAAACACUGCCCUGUGCCUGAGAUACACUUCCUACCCUGCCAGGUCUCAGAGGAUGCUGUGGCCGUGCCUACUACAGAGUCUCCUGGGGACCUCCAGUUCUAUGACUGUCCCCUGUACCGUACCUUCAAGCGGGCAGGCUUCCUCUCCUCCUCAGGCAUCUCUACCAACUUCAUCACAGCCGUGUCUCUACCCACCUUGGAGUGUCCUACACACUGGGUCUUCAGGGGCACUGCCCUCCUCUGCCAACCUAAUGAAUGAACAAACUCAAUACCAACUGUUUACACUAAAGCUAUGAGUGAACUCAUUACCAAAUAAAGACUGUUUCAAAGUAAGGACUGUGAAACCUGAAAUACUUUUAAAAAUGUUUAUUUUCUCAUUUUCGAAACACUGAAUGGCUCAAGUAUCGUUUGAACAUAUUUUGUUGCCAUACCUACUUAGACACACUAGACCAACAUGACAAAUUCGCCCACUGGAAGACAUUAUUGAAAGAACAAGUACUCAGUUCCACAAAUAACAGAAAGCUAUUUUCUCAUUGACUGGGCGCACAGCGAUAACCAGCAGUACUCAAGUAGUUCUCUGUGUUUCCUCAGGAGUUAUGCCCCUUGAUAUGUCUUCGUUUGUCACACUCUGACCAUGAUUUGCGUUGUUUGUUUCUAUGUUUUGUUUGGUCAGGGUGUGAUAUGAGUGGGCAUUCUAUGUUGUAUGUCUAGUUUGUCUAUUUCUAUGUGUUUUGGCCUGAUAUGGUUCUCAAUCAGUGGCAGGUGUUUGUCAUUGUCUCUGAUUGGGAACCAUAUUUAGGUAGCCUGUUUUGUAUUGUGGUUGGUGGGUAAAUGUUUGUGAUGCUUGCAUGUUAGCACUCAGUUUCGAUAGCGUUUAUUUGUUAUUUUGUUUAGUGUACUUCGUGUUUUUUCGUCAUUCAUUAAAAGUAUGUAUUCACGCUG